AUGCUGAAUGCUUUCAAGUUUUCGAAAAAGUUUGUGGAUCUAGUUAUGAUGUGUGUAAGAACUCCUCAUUUUAGUCUUAUGUUUAAUGGGAGUUUGCAUGGGUUUUUUGAAGCCAAGAGGGGCCUUCAUCAAGGAGACCCGGUGUCUCCUCUUCUUUUUGUCUUGGGCAUGGAAUAUUUAUCAAGAGUGAUGAUGAAGGUUGGAGAGAAAGAAGAUUUUAAGUUCCAUGAUCGAUGUGAACAACUAAAAUUGAAUCAUCUUUGCUUUACGGGUGAUGUCUUGCUUUUCUGUCAUGGUGACUUUAAAUCGAUUUACCGUAUGCUUCAAGGUCUCAAGCUUUUUUCUCAAACUUCGGGUCUACAACCAAGUGAGGCCAAAUCUGAACUUUAUUGUUGCAACAUGGCUGAAAGUGAAGUUCAAAGAGUGGUGGAGGCCUCAGGAUUUGGAAGGAGCCAGCUGCCAUUUCGUUACUUGGGCAUUCCGAUUUGUGCCAAAAAAUUGCCUAUUGCUGAAUGUGACAUUUUGAUAGAGAAGAUGGUGCAAAGAAUCAAAGUGUGGAGUUCAAGGAACUUGUCUUAUGCAGGUCGGGUAACAUUGGUAAACUCUGUGCUCAUUGCUAUUCAUACUUAUUGGUCACAACUAAUGAUUCUUCCUUUGAAAGUUCUACAAAAAGUCAACUCUGUUUGUAGAAGUUUUCUUUGGAAAGGGGUGGAUUCAAGCGGUCCGGGAUUAGUAGCUUGGGAGGACUUGUGUAAGACCAAAAAAGAAGGAGAAGAAGAUUGGAGGACCUAUGAGGCUCCUCCUUCCAGCAGCUGGUAUUGGAAGCAGAUUGUAAGAGUGAAGAACAAAUUGAUGGGGCUGAAUGUCUUCCCAAGCUCUGCAACAGGUUCAUACUUGAUCAAAGAGGGAUAUGCUAGCCUUUGUCCUGAAUUUCCAGUGAUUAAUUGGCAAGGACAAAUGAGGAUUGUCCAAUUUGUGGACUGA
Molecule: messenger RNA, 984 nt
Organism: Humulus lupulus (European hop)
Lineage: Eukaryota; Viridiplantae; Streptophyta; Magnoliopsida; Rosales; Cannabaceae
Exons: 3
Coding region: 1-984 (327 amino acids)
Source: RefSeq, a predicted model, not a curated record